AUGGGGUAUCUCACCAAGCACGGGAGAGAAACAGAAAAUGUCCCUGCGAACAUAGCGCUGCGAGUGGCGCGCAGCGUGCGGGCCGCGGUCUGCAACCGGCGCGCCAUCUCUGCGCCCAACGCGCCCUGCCCGCUGCGGCCCUGGGGACUGCGGGCGGGCGCCGUCCGGGCGCUGCGCACCGGCCCCGCUCUGCUGUCGGGUCGUAAAUUCACAGACAAACAUGAAUGGGUAACAACAGAAAACGGUGUUGGAACAGGGGGAAUCAGCAAUUUUGCACAGGAAGCUUUGGGAGAUGUUGUUUACUGUAGUCUGCCUGAAGUUGGGACAAAAUUGAUAAAACAAGAGGAAUUUGGUGCUUUGGAAAGUGUGAGAGCUGCUAGUGAACUCUAUUCUCUAUCAGGAGAAGUAACUGAAAUUAAUGAAGCUCUAACAGAAAAUCCAGGACUUGUCAACAAAUCUUGUUAUGAAGAUGGUUGGCUGAUCAAGAUGACACUCAGUAACCCUUCAGAACUAGAUGAACUAAUGAGUGAAGAAGCAUAUGAGAAAUACAUAAAAUCUAUUGAGGAGUGAAAAUGGAACCCCUAAAUAAACUAGUUUGAAACAACUUAAUUUAGCAUAGUUGUCUUAAAUUAGUGGUGGAUAGAUUUUUAAAAAGCAACUUUUAGCAAAAGAAACUACUUGAAACAAUGUUGCCUGAAGAAAAUACCCCUUAACUUCCUAAUGAUUUCAGAUAAACACUAUGCAUCUUUUUCACAACACCCUGUGAUUUUUAGGCUGGUCUCCAGUUAUAA
Balaenoptera musculus (blue whale) is the source of this 791-nucleotide messenger RNA. Its product is annotated as glycine cleavage system H protein, mitochondrial-like. Gene Ontology annotation, biological process: glycine decarboxylation via glycine cleavage system; protein lipoylation. NCBI's taxonomy places the organism in Eukaryota, Metazoa, Chordata, Mammalia, Artiodactyla, Balaenopteridae. The transcript has 2 exons. The record is from RefSeq and is a predicted model, not a curated record. The coding region runs from base 1 to 570 and encodes 189 amino acids. Gene Ontology annotation, cellular component: mitochondrion; cytoplasm; glycine cleavage complex.